AUGAUUUCCCUCCCAGGUCUCAACCUGGCGUCACAGCCCAUUGAGCCUACAAAUGCGCCCGCUUCGACCACGAUACGAACCCAAGAUCUCGCAGCCAACACCGAAUACCGCUUUGAAGUCGCGUUUGGCAAGAAUCUCACCAUUAAGCUACAAUCAGGAACCGCCGAGUUCUUUGGCACUGAGCUCGGGCCCGCAACCACCUAUACAUUCGAAGGCACCAAGGGCGCCAUCUUCACGUGGCAUGGCUGCAGACUAGAGAUUGGUGGUGAAGUCGAAUCAGACUACGUUGCAGAGGAAACUCCCAUGAUGAGCGUGGCCAAUCUGCACUUUGCCCUCGAAGAUCUCAGAGACAAAAGUAUAGCCAGUGGCAACGCAGACCUGGGUCCAAGAGUACUCGUCGUGGGUCCAGAUAACUCUGGCAAGACAUCGCUGGUCAAAAUUCUGACUUCUUAUGCGGUAAAGACCGGACGGCAGCCCAUGGUCAUCAAUCUAGAUUCCCGAGAAGGCAUGCUCAGUAUACCAGGCUCCUUCUCCGCCGCUGCUUACUCUUCGAUAAUUGACAUCGAGCAGGGCUGGGGAAGCAGUCCCAUCUCCGGACCCAGCCCGAUACCCGUGAAGCAGCCCCUGGUAUACCAGUACGGUCUCAAAGAUGCAGAGGAAGGCAAGGUGUUCAAGCCACUGGUAACACGCAUGGCACUAGCCGUCACAAGUAGACUGGAGGAAGACACAGCAAGCAAGCAAGCAGGCUUCAUCAUUGAUAGCUCGGGCUCCAUCAGCCAAGGCAAGAAUGGCGUCUACGACAACAUAGAACACAUUGUUUCUGAGUUUUCUGUAAACAUCGUCAUCACCCUCGGCUCCGAACGUCUCUACUCAGACCUCUCCCGCAAAUUCUCCACGCGCUCGCCCGACCCCGCCGACGCCAUCUCCGUGAUCCGCCUCGACAAAUCAGGCGGCUGCAUCGACCGUUCAGAACCCUACAUGCGCGCACUCCGCCACUCGCAAAUCCGGUCCUACUUCUUCGGAUCAGGCGAAGCGCUGCCGCUAGCCCCCUCGUCGCAAAUGGCCGACUUUGCAGACCUAAACAUCUACCGUGUCAAGGAGGCGGAUUCGGGCUUCGUGUCCAGCGCCGGGGAUGCCGCGGAUUACGGGUAUGGGUAUGGAAAUGGGAGUGGUGGUGAGGUAGAAGAGAUAUAUGAAAAGGUUGGGGUUACGGCGGCGGAGCUGCAGGAUUCGUUGCUGGCGGUUACGAUGGCGGGCGCGGGGGAUAAGCAUGGGGCGAUUCGUGAUGCGUGUGUGAGGGGGUUUGUAUAUGUUGCGGAUGUGGAUGAGGCGAAGAGGAAGGUUAAGCUGUUGAGUCCGAUGCCGGGGUCGGUCGCGGGGAAUGCGCUGGUGCUUGGGCGCUGGCCGGAGGAUGUUCCUGGGUUGGUGAAUUAG
Molecule: messenger RNA, 1434 nt
Organism: Plenodomus lingam JN3
Lineage: Eukaryota; Fungi; Ascomycota; Dothideomycetes; Pleosporales; Leptosphaeriaceae
Gene: CLP1
Product: Cleavage polyadenylation factor subunit clp1
Biological process (GO): tRNA splicing, via endonucleolytic cleavage and ligation
Cellular component (GO): nucleus
Molecular function (GO): polynucleotide 5'-hydroxyl-kinase activity
Source: RefSeq, a predicted model, not a curated record